This is a messenger RNA of Staurois parvus, 417 nucleotides long. The record is from the annotation of a GenBank genome assembly. NCBI's taxonomy places the organism in Eukaryota, Metazoa, Chordata, Amphibia, Anura, Ranidae.
UGCGGGCACCGAGUCGUCUGGCAAGACUGUGGGCACCGAGUCGUCUGGCGGAACAGCGGGCAUCGAGUCAACUGGCGGAACAGCGGGCACAUCGAGUCAACUGGCGGAACAGCGGGCACCGAGUCGUCUGGCAAGACUGCGGGCACCGAGUCGUCUGGCAAGACUGCGGGCACCGAGUCGUCUGGCAAGACUGCGGGCACCGAGUCGUCUGGCAUUGGAUCGUCUGGCUCGACAGCGGGCAUCGGGUCACCAGGCAUCAGGUCAUUUGGCUCGCCAGCGGGCACCGCGUCAUCUGGCAAGGCAGUGGGCACCGAGUCACCAGGUACGACAGCGGGCUCUGAGUCAAUUGGCACGACAGCGGGAACCGGAUCAGGUACCGGAUCAUCUGGAUCAACAGCGGGCAUCGAGUCAAAUGGC